AUGGGGCAUCCCCCGCUGGAGUUCAGCGACUGCUACCUGGACAGCCCCGAUUUCCGCGAGAGGCUCAAGUGUUACGAGCAGGAGCUGGAGAGAACCAAUAAAUUCAUUAAGGACGUCAUCAAGGAUGGCAACGCGCUUAUCAGCGCAAUGAGAAAUUAUUCUUCAGCUGUUCAGAAAUUUUCUCAGACACUUCAGUCCUUUCAGUUUGAUUUUAUUGGAGACACUCUGACUGAUGACGAGAUUAACAUUGCUGAAUCCUUCAAGGAAUUUGCUGAAUUGCUCAACGAAGUAGAAAAUGAGAGGAUGAUGAUGGUACACAAUGCUAGUGAUUUGCUGAUUAAACCCCUGGAAAAUUUUCGGAAGGAGCAAAUAGGCUUUACCAAGGAGCGGAAAAAAAAAUUUGAAAAGGAUGGUGAGAGGUUUUAUUCCUUGCUGGAUCGGCAUUUACAUCUAUCUUCCAAAAAGAAAGAAUCUCAGUUACAAGAGGCAGACCUCCAGGUGGACAAGGAGAGGCACAAUUUCUUUGAGUCCUCCCUUGAUUAUGUUUAUCAAAUCCAGGAAGUUCAGGAGUCCAAGAAGUUCAACAUUGUGGAGCCAGUGUUGGCCUUUCUUCAUAGUCUCUUCAUUUCCAACAGCUUGACUGUGGAGCUCACACAGGAUUUUCUCCCAUACAAACAGCAGCUCCAGCUCAGUUUGCAGAAUACAAGAAAUCAUUUCUCCAGUACCCGGGAAGAGAUGGAAGAACUUAAGAAAAGGAUGAAGGAAGCUCCCCAGACAUGCAAACUUCCAGGACAGCCUACCAUCGAAGGCUAUCUCUAUACACAAGAGAAAUGGGCUUUGGGAAUAUCCUGGGUGAAAUAUUACUGCCAGUAUGAGAAGGAGACCAAAACGCUCACCAUGACACCUAUGGAGCAGAAGCCAGGUGCUAAACAGGGGCCUUUGGACUUAACCCUGAAGUACUGCGUGAGGAGGAAGACAGAGUCUAUCGACAAAAGGUUCUGUUUUGAUAUAGAAACUAAUGAAAGGCCAGGAACCAUCACUUUGCAGGCCCUUUCAGAAGCUAACAGAAGGCUAUGGAUGGAGGCUAUGGAUGGAAAAGAACCCAUCUACCACAGCCCCAUAACAAAACAGGAAGAAAUGGAGCUGAAUGAAGUGGGGUUCAAGUUUGUUAGGAAGUGCAUCAAUGUCAUUGAGACCAAAGGGAUCAAGACAGAGGGAUUAUACCGUACUGUGGGCAGCAACAUUCAGGUUCAGAAGCUGCUGAAUGCCUUUUUUGAUCCUAAAUGCCCAGGAGAUGUUGAUUUUCAUAAUAGUGAUUGGGACAUUAAGACAAUCACCAGCUCCUUGAAAUUCUACCUCAGGAAUCUUUCUGAACCUGUCAUGACCUAUAGACUUCACAAAGAGCUGGUCUCGGCUGCCAAGUCUGACAACCUGGAUUACCGGCUGGGAGCUAUUCACUCCCUGGUAUAUAAGCUACCCGAAAAGAACCGAGAGAUGCUGGAACUUCUUAUAAGACACUUGGUCAAUGUAUGUGAGCACAGCAAAGAGAAUCUUAUGACCCCCUCCAACAUGGGCGUGAUCUUUGGGCCCACUCUGAUGAGAGCUCAGGAGGACACUGUCGCUGCCAUGAUGAACAUCAAAUUCCAGAACAUUGUGGUGGAAAUCCUAAUUGAGCACUUCGUCAAGAUCUAUUCAGGUCCACCUGAGGAAAGUGCUACACCCCCAGUGCCUCCACCUCGAGUGACAGCAAGAAGGCACAAACCAAUCACAAUUUCAAAACGCUUGCUGCGGGAAAGAACAGUUUUUUAUACUUCUUCCCUGGAUGAAAGUGAAGAUGAAAUCCAACAUCAAACACCCAAUGGUAUUAUCGCCAGCAGUAUGGAACCCCCCAAGCUACCACAAUACCCCAAACUGCCUAUUCAGAGGAGUGGAGAAGCUGACACUGGGAGGAAGUCUCCAAGUAGCAGGCCUGUUUCAGAUGGCAAGUUGGAGUCCUGUCCUGAAGUGGAUGUGGGGAAGCUGGUGUCUAGGCUGCAGGAUGGAGGGACCAAGGCCAUACCAAAGGCCACCAAUGGACCUGUGCCAGGCUCUGGGCCCACCAAAGCCCCCUCUUUCCACAUAAAGAGACCAGCUCCUCGACCCCUGGCUCACCACAAGGAGGGUAAGUGCUUGGGAAUCCAAUUGGAAUCAGAAUUGAAACCAACUAUUUUGCACCCUAAGAUCUUUCUGAGGUUGGAGAUACUUAAGUAG
Messenger RNA from Neomonachus schauinslandi (Hawaiian monk seal), 2250 nucleotides. It is a transcript of the gene OPHN1, whose product is annotated as oligophrenin 1. Gene Ontology annotation, molecular function: protein binding; GTPase activator activity. The record is from RefSeq and is a predicted model, not a curated record. The coding region runs from base 1 to 2250 and encodes 749 amino acids. Gene Ontology annotation, biological process: signal transduction. The transcript is spliced from 20 exons. NCBI's taxonomy places the organism in Eukaryota, Metazoa, Chordata, Mammalia, Carnivora, Phocidae. Gene Ontology annotation, cellular component: cytoplasm.